Colletotrichum paranaense is the source of this 1242-nucleotide messenger RNA. RefSeq lists its product as uncharacterized. The transcript has 6 exons. Lineage: Eukaryota; Fungi; Ascomycota; Sordariomycetes; Glomerellales; Glomerellaceae. The coding region runs from base 1 to 1242 and encodes 413 amino acids. The record is from RefSeq and is a predicted model, not a curated record.
AUGGCCCCGGCUCCUUUCUCUUGCACGGUGCAUCCUUUCGAUUCCCGAACCUCUCACUCUAGCGCUUAUGAGAUCGGCCCAUCUGGAGCAUCAAACGCCCUUCUCUUCAUAGGAGGCCUCGCAGAUGGACCUCAUACUGUUGGCUACACCAAGGCCAUAGCCAAGCAUCUUGAGACAGCGGCACAAGACUGGUCUGUAUUUGAGAUUCGGAUGAGGAGCUCCUUUUCCGGCUACGGCUUUUCGAGCUUGAAGAACGAUGUUGAGGAUAUCUCGGCGCUGGUGAGGUAUCUCCGAGGUAUCGGAAAGAAAAAGAUUGUCCUUAUGGGCCACUCAACUGGAUGCCAGGACUGUAUGGAGUAUACCAAGCACAAGGAGGACCCUGUCGAUGGCUUCAUCAUGCAAGGUCCUGCAUCUGACCGGGAGUCUAUUGAAGACUUUGUCAAACCUGACUGGUUGAAGAAGAGCCUAGAGCACGCCGAGGGGCUGAUUUCCGCUGGAAAGGAGGCCGAAGCGAUGCCCAAAGAUCUAGUACCAAGCUUUUUCUCGACACCUAUGACGGCCUACCGUUGGCACUCUCUGGCGGCUAAGGGGGGCAACGAUGAUUACUUCUCCUCCGACCUCAAAGAGUCGUUCGUCUCCGAGGUCUGGAAUCGUUUCCAGCAGCCCGUCAUGGUGCUACACUCUGCAGAGGAUGAGUUCGUGCCAGCCAAAAUCGAUAAGCAAGCUUUGAUCGACCUGUGGAAGAAGACAAACUCCAAUGUCCACGAGCUGUCUGGCUUGAUUCCCGGAGCAAGCCACACUGUGAAGAACCCGGAAUCCCAGCAGUGGCUUGCAGAACGUGUGGCUCAGUUCAUCCAGCAACUCGGUCGGAAGCUUCCAAAGUGCCUUAUGGAGCGAGGUCGGCGAUACCCCUCCGAGACCCACUUCAUCGGGGUCACUGCGCCCGUGACGAUGCUCAAUGCAGGUCGCCGACCCCAAGUGGGUGGAUUAUGCUAUCACGGACACCGCGAAUACUUAAUCCCAGCAAAGGCAACCUGGCGCGGCUGCGGCCAACACAUCCCGUCGGCGCUGAGCAGCGUCCCCGAGGAACAGUGGUGCACCUGCACGCCCAAGGUCACCGUCAACGGGAAGGAGUAUCCCCCGGCAGGCACUGUGUCGAUUCCCGGUAUGUCUUGGUUGACCGGCUUGUUUGGGGGCAAUUUGAAUGACAAGUCGAAGCAGGGCACUAAGGGAGAGCUGUGA